Messenger RNA from Temnothorax curvispinosus, 829 nucleotides. RefSeq names its product PEST proteolytic signal-containing nuclear protein-like. The record is from RefSeq and is a predicted model, not a curated record. NCBI's taxonomy places the organism in Eukaryota, Metazoa, Arthropoda, Insecta, Hymenoptera, Formicidae. Gene Ontology annotation, biological process: proteasome-mediated ubiquitin-dependent protein catabolic process; protein ubiquitination. The transcript has 2 exons. Gene Ontology annotation, cellular component: nucleus. The annotation marks the transcript as partial.
UCUGAACUUUGCCAGUGUUUGACGUUGUCAGGGUCAAGUGUCUACAGAACCGUGGACAGGAGAGAGGAUGACAGAGAUAGGGACCGCUCGCCGCUCAGAGCCGAGGAACGCUGCGAUACAGAUGAUUGCGAUCAGUCAGAUGCAAGGAAACAGAAGUUGGUGUUUGGCUUUGGGAAAAAGACAAGUGGCAACGAGCAGAAGAAGGGAAUUCAAAUUAAAUUAGGUUCCGUCUCCAAGUCGACUGUGAAGGCAACGACAGUACAAAAACCGACGGUAGCCUCGGUGUUCAAUGCGGACGAGGAUGACGAACCAGAGGAGAUGCCAGCAGAAGCGAGGAUGAGGAUGCGAAAUAUUGGGCGUGAAACACCAACAUCAGCUGGACCAAAUUCAUUCGGCAAGACAAAGCAGGGAUUCUGCGACUCAAAAAAGAUAUUCGAGAAGACGCUAAAGAAAGCAAUGGAGGAAGCAAACAAAUGAUUUUACAUAUAUGUGUAUAUUGAAAAAUUAUUACUUUUAACUUGUACAUUAAUUUUAAAUAUUUACUAGAAACUUUGUUCUUGCUGAAGUUUAAUGCAAGUAUUUUUAUGACAUGUAAUUAAUUCAUUGGCAGAAUUCAGAUUUAAAAUUUCGACUCAACCUACAGAAUGUUAGAUGAUAUGUGCAAAAUCAUGUAUGAUAAAUCUAUAUCUAUAAAGUACUCACGCUCCACGAGCCUGACGAUUCCGAGUUUUUCCAUGUAAUAGUGACUUAUUAUUCUGCAUUACAAUAAAACAUUACAUAUAUUUUACCCAUCUCUCCCUCGAAAUAAUAAAAAUGAUGUUGAUCUGUA